Coregonus sp. 'balchen' is the source of this 13136-nucleotide messenger RNA. The record is from the annotation of a GenBank genome assembly. Lineage: Eukaryota; Metazoa; Chordata; Actinopteri; Salmoniformes; Salmonidae.
AUGGCCCGGUUCAGGAUCUGUAGGGAGACUGAUGAGAAUCCAGGCUUCCCCUUAUACACUAAGGCAGAUCCAGGUAAGAUCAGGGUUAGACCCACCUCUGGACCAGGGGUCUGAUAACCUUGGCAUACACUAAAGGCAAACCCAGGUUUCAUAUUCCAGUGUAUUUGGGGCUCAGGAGUUUGUGGGUGUUUUCUAAACCGUUGAAACAACUAGGUGUUUUGACUCUUUGUUACUGCAUCUAGAGAGUCCCGUUUCUCUCUGUAGUUUAGUUUCUGCUGUUCUGCUGAGAUAGUGCUGGUAGAGGCUAUAAUUGCUUUGUUGCCUUUCUUUAUGGUGCGGUUAUUGCUAAUGUUGUUUGUAAUUAAAGGAGCGGGCCUUCCAGAGGUCCAGAUCCAGCUGUGAGAUAGAGGCAGGGUGUUAGCGCCUUGCAGAUCCAUCACAGCCCAAUACACAGCCCCAGCUCUCUACCUUCUCUCCACACAUAUGCAUGUCCACACAGACACAAACGCAAGCACGCGUGUCCACACAUACACACACUGACAGACAGACACAAAUGCAAGCACGCGUGUCCACACACACACACACACACACACACACACACACACACACACACACACACACACACACACACACACACAGGCAGCCUGCCAAGCACCUGCCAAUACCCCUCAACACAGCACCAAUCCCUGUGAUAGAUUACCAGGAAAAGUCCCUGUCUCACUUGCCCACUAGAUUUGCAAUCUUAGGUCUCCCUUCUCCAGAGUACAGAGGCGUAGGGAUGCAGAGGUAAGACACGCAAGAACAGGAAAUCAACAUAUACAAACUGCAUGCACAGUACUAUGUUUAUAAGGAUUCCACGUGAAAGAUUUGCACACACUCGCACACACCCUUCGGCGUUGCAAUGCAUCUUUCUUAUCACGCCUCAUCUGUCUAAGUGGACUGUUGAUGUCAGCAAUGAUAUGUAGUGCCAAGAAAGGUAGCAUAUUCAUUAUAGGGUAUGCACAGUAUGAACUUGCUCGAAGAACACAGGCACACACCUGUAUAUGGAGUGCCCUGCUCUUUCAGAAGAACAUGAGUCCUUGAAAAAUAUGUUCUGUACUGGUGAUUUGUCUCAAUAGAGCCCCACAGUGGAGGUGUUAUAAUACCCAUAAAACCUAGCAGUCAAACAGGCAGAUGGUUCCAAUCAUUUUUCCAUAGGGAAUUUUAGAAACACUUAAAAUAAGGGUUGUGUUUCGUGGAGGCUUACUCUUGCGUGAAGUUUUGAUAACCAUGUAAAUCUCUCUUGGAUCAAUAUAUUCGGCUCAUUUACUCUCAGAUUCAAAAAUGCUAAUUAGCAUUAAAGUAGACGUCAUGCAAGACUACAAAUACCUGCAAGCUCCUCUAGCUGACACCUUUGCUAACAGGUAUUGUGUCAAUUAAAAGUGUGCACAAGUCAGUUCAAGGAAUUGUCAGUUUAAAGAAAUGUAGCCAAUUUAUUCAUGACUAAAUUUAGCUAACAUAAGAUAAUUAAUCCAAAGAUUUUUACCUUUGCCUCGAUUCAGCAGUCUCGUCCAGAUCAUCAUAGCAUUUGUAGUUCUUUAUGAUUAGAAGUAAAUUAGCAUGUCAUUAUUGGGGGGUAAAUUCAGGCGAAUAUAUUGAUAAAAGUCACCUUGUCCUAGAGAGAUUUACGCGGUUAUAAAAACGUCACGCCAGGGUAAGCCUACACAAAACAUAGCCCUUAUUUUAAGUGUUUCUAAAAUUCCCUAUGGGGAAAAUGAAUGGUGGAAAAACUAUUGGAACCAUUUCCUUGUUUGACCGCUAGGUUUUAUGGGUAUUAUGACUCAUGCUGUGGUACUCUAUAAGAACAGGCAUUUCAGCAGCAUCUCCCGAGGGUGAAUAUGUAUUUUUCCUGCUUGAGUGUGACAUGAGGCAGCACCUUCGAGAGGUACUAUCACAGGACAGUCUCCAUUGUGGAGGAGGUUGUGCAGGGGCACUUCACAAAUGCAAUUGGAAAUAAAGGUUUGAGUGUGCCCUGCCAAAUCUCCCCCUGAACAGAACACAGACUGGUCGUGACUGACUGGCAGGUGAUUCUCAAAGACUCAAUAGUGGGGAAUAUACCAUAACUCAGAUUCAGACAUGGCAUGUGAUUGAAUGCUAGCCAGCAAAUCCUAAGUGGAUUUGUGUUUUUCUUUCAGUCACCCUAUGUGCUUCUGUUUACUUUCGGUAAAACAGUAUGUUCUGACCUCAACCUUGUUUUGCAUGUUGACUUUGCAUUCUUACUGGCCACUAGACAAAACUGCCGUAGACAAUCGUAUAACCCCAAACCAAUGCUACUCACUUGGUCAUUGUGUAGCUUGAGUGCUACACUGAUUCAUAUUCACCACUAACAUCACAACAGUAGUGUGGCACUGACGUCUGUCCCUUUCAUAUGCCUUUUGAAUCAGCAGUUCAGUGACUAACACUUCUCAAGGGACAUAUUUGGAAUGGUUUGUAUUAUUUGUAUGGAGUAGGAUAGAUGGUACCUGUUUUCACUGACCCACAGAAGACCCCUGUGAGAAGGAAAUAUUGUCUGCAUUAGGAACAUUGCCAAUGUAUAUGUACUGCUUUUUAUUUACAUAUUGUGCACGAUGUGCUUUUACCCCACUAACCAUAAAAGAGUGAGAAGAAUUGAACAUUAUGUUAAAAGUUGAUGAUAAAUACAAAUAAAAAAGUGAAAAGAAAAAGCCUAUUUUAUGUGGUGAUUGUUAUAAUUUCAGUGGCCAACCACUGUCGUCACAUACUAAUUUAGAUUCAACCAAAUGCUUUGUGUGAAUUCUAUAUGAUUUCAAUCUAGCAAUUACAUUCUUCCUUUCAAGACUGUGUUACUUUAAGCUCUGUAAAUAUUUUAAAUACAAAAAGCCCUGGCUGCUUGAGAAAGCGUCCAUAGUUAAAGCUGCCUCCCUGACAUUGGCAAAGAGAUUUACACCGCGUCUCGGCACAUGAAAGGAGACUCAUUUUGUAUUCACAGAACCUGCCUCUGCCAUUCAGUCUUUUGAACUUCCAUUAAGCAAUUUAUCACCAUGCAAUUCAUUUCAUUUUCCUAACCCUUGGGAUGGAUGCUUUUUUCCUUCCCACUGCCUCAGUAGCGUUAACAUUAAAUAUGCACACUGACCACAGUGUGGUCGCUAUGUUUUGUGUUGGGUUACAAAGCUACUGGUAGUUUACCAAAGUUACCAGAAACUUCAGUCAUUUUGGUAAUUAAAAACAAAUCUAUGGCAAUCUAUCGUAACCUUAGUAAUAUAUACUUGAAUAACUUUUAAAAUAUUUAUUCAUACACUACCGGUCAAAGGUUUUAGAACACCUACUCAUUCAAGGGUUUUCUAAAUUUUUUACUAUUUUCUACAUUGUAGAAUAAUAGUGAAGACAUCAAAACUAUGAAAUAACACAUAUGGAAUCAUGUAGUAACCAAAAAAGUGUUAAACAAAUCAAAAUAUAUUUUAUAUUUGAGAUUCUUCAAAUAGCCACCCUUUGCCUUGAUGACAGCUUUGCACACUCUUGGCAUUCUCUCAACCAGCUUAACGAUGUAGUCACCUGGAAUGCAUUUCAAUUAAAAGGUGUGCCUUCUUAAAAGUUAAUUUGUGGAAUUUCUUUCCUUCUUAAUGUGUUUGAGCCAAUCAGUUGUGCUGUGACAAUGUAGGGGGGUAUACAGAAGAUAGCCCUAUUUGGUAAAAUAACAUGUCCAUAUUAUGGCAAGAACAGUUCAAAUAAGCAAAGAGAAAUGACAGUCCAUCAUUACUUUAAGACAUGAAGGUCAGUCAAUACGGAAAAUGUCAAGAACUUUAAAAGUUUAUUCAAGUGCAAACACAAAAACCAUCAAGCGCUAUAAUGAAACUGGCUCUCAUGAGGACCGCCACAGGAAUGGAAGACCCAGAGUUACCUCUGCUGCAGAGCAUAAGUCCAUUAGAGUUAACAGCUUCAGAAAUUACAGUGCAAAUAAAGCUUCACAGAGUUCAAGAAACAAACACAUCUCAACAUCAACUGUUCAGAGGAGAGUGUGUGAAUCAGGCCUUCGUGGUCGAAUUGCUGCAAAGAAACCACUACUAAAGGACACCAAUAAUAAGAAGAGACUUGCUUGGGCCAAGAAACACGAGCAAUGGACAUUAGACCUUUGGAUAUUUGUCCUUCGGUCUGGAGUCCAAAUUGGAGAUUUCUGAUUCCAACUGCCGUGUCUUUGUGAGACGUGGUGUGGUUGAACGGAUGAUCUCCGCAUGUGUAUUUCCCACCGUAAAGCUUGGAGGAGGAGUGUUAUGGUGUGGGGGUGCUUUGCUGGUGAUACUGUCUGUGUGAGGGCUAUUUUACCAAGAAGGAGAGUGAUUUAGUGCUGCAUCAGAUUACCUGGCCUCCACAAUCCCCCGACCUCAACCAAAUUGAGAUGGUCUUGGAUGAGUCGGACCGCAGAGUGAAGGAAAAGCAGCAACAAGUGCUCAGCAUAUGUGGGAACACCUUGAAGACUGUUGGAAAAGCAUUCCAGGUGAAGCUGGUUGAGAGAAUGCCAAUAGUGUGCAAAUCUGUCAUCAAGGCAAAGGGUGGCAUUUUGAUUUGUUUUACACUUUUUUUGGUUACUACAUGAUUCCAUAUGUGUUAUUUCAUAGUUUUGAUGACUUCAGUAUUAUUCUACAAUGUAAUAACUCCUAGUGGCCGGGGUCUUUAAUGCAGGAAAACUUAAAUCCGUUUGAACUAAUUUCUACUAGCAUCUCACAUCUCACAGAGGGAAAAAAAACUCUAGACCACCUUUACUCCACACACAGAGAUGCAUACAAAGCUAUCCCUCACCCUCCAUUUGAGAAAUCUGACCGUAAUUCUAUCCUCCUUAUUCCUGCUUACAAGCAAAAACUAAGCAGGAAGUACCAGUGACUCGCUCAAUACGGAAGUGGUCAGAUGACGCAGAUUCUAAGCUACAGGACUGUUUUGCUAGCACAGACUGGAAUAUAUUCUGGGAUUCUUCCGAUGGCAUUGUCACGACUUCCGCCGAGGCUGCCUCCCCUCCUUGUUCGGGCAGGUUUCGGCGUUCGUCGUCACCGGCUUACUAGCUGCUGCCGAUCCAUUUAUCAUCACUCCACUAGUCUUGUCUAAUUAAUCACACACACCUGGUCCUUAUCCCCAAUUAGUCAUUGUAUAAGUGUUCCCUCUGCUUCCUUGUCUGUGUGGGUAAUUGUUUGUUGUGAGCUGUGUGUAGCUCGGUUGAGCUACCCUUACCUUGUUGUUGCCAGGGUAGAUAUUUCCCCUGUGCCUGAGUUUUGUUGUCGCAUGCUUGCGCAACUGUUUAUCGACGGAAUAAACUUUUUGGAUGCGUAUUACUCUCCUGCUCCUGACUCCUUCUAUCACAUGCAUCACAGGCAUUGAGGAGGACACCACAUCAGUAAGUGCAUCGAUGAUGUUGUCCCCACGGUGACCGUACGUACAUACCCCAACCAGAAGCCAUGGAUUACAGGCAACAUCCGCACUGAGCUAAGGGGAACAGCUGCCACUUUCAAGAAGCUGGACUCUAACCCGGACGCUUAUAAGAAAUCCCUCUAUGCCCCCGACGAACCAUCAAACAGGCAAAGGGUCAAUGCAGGACUAAGAUUGAAUCAUACUAAACCGGUUCCGACGCUCGUCGGAUGUGGCAGGGUUUGCAAACUAUUACAGACUACAAAGGGAAGCACAGCCACGAGCUGCCCAGUGAUAAGAGCCUACCAGACGAGCUAAAUUACUUCUAUGCUCGCUUCGAGGCAAGCAACACUGAAGCAUGCAUGAGAGCACCAGCUGUUCCGGGUGAGUGUGUGAUCACGCUCUCCGUAGCCGAUGUGAGCAAGACCUUUAAACAGGUCAACAUUCACAAGGCCGCGGGGCCAGAUGGAUUACCAGGAUGUGUACUCAGAGCAUGCACGGACCAACUGGCAAGUGUCUUCACUUAUUUUCAACCUCUCCCUGACUGAGUAUGUAAUACCUACAUGUUUCAAACAGACCACCAUAGUCCCUGUCCCCAAGAAAGUGAAGGUACCCUGCCUAAAUGACUACCGCCCCGUAGCACUCACGUUGGUAGCCAUGAAGUGCUUUGAAAGGCUGGACAUGGCUCACAUCAACACCAUCAUCCCGGAAACCCUAGACCCACUUCAAUACGCAUACCACCCCAACAGAUCCACAGAUUACGCAAUCUCAAUUGCACUCCACACUGCCCUUUCCCACCUGAACAAAAGGAACACCUAUGUGAGAAUGCUGUUCAUUGACUACAGCUCAGCGUUCAACACCAUAGUGCUCACGAAGCUCAUCACUAAGCUAAGGACCCUGGGACUAAACACCUCCCUGUGCAACUGGAUCAUGGACAUCCUAACGGGCCGCCACCAGGUGGUAAGGGUAGGCAACAAAACAUCUGCCACGCUGGUCCUCAACACAGGGGCCCCUCAGGGGUGCAUGCUUAGUCCCCUCCUGUACUCCCUGUUCACUCAUUAAGUUUGCUGACGACACAACAGUGGUAGGCCUGAUCACCGACAACGAUGAGACAGCCUAUAGGGAGGUGGUCAGAGACCUGGCAGUGUGGUUUCAGGACAACAACUUCUGCCUCAACGUGAGCAAGACAAAGGAGCUGAUUGUGGACUACAGGAAAUGGAGUGCCGAACACGUCCCCAUUCACAUCGACAGGGCUGUAGUGGAGUGUGUCGAGAGUUUCAAGUUCCUUGGUGUCCACAUCCCCAACAAACUAUCAUGGUCCAAACACACCAAGACAGUCGUGAAGAGGGCACGACAACACCUUUUCCCCCUCAGGAGACUGAAAAGAUUUGGCAUGGGUUCCCAGAUCCUCAAAAAGUUCUACAGCUGUAACAUUGAGCGCAUCCUGACCGGUUGCAUCACCGCCUGGUAUGGCAACUGCUCGGCAUCCGACCGUAAGGCGCUACAGAUGGUAGUGUUUAUGGCCCAGUACAUCACUGGGGCCAAGCUUCCUGCCAUCCAGGACCUAUAUACUAGGCUGUGUCAGAGGAAGGUCCCAUAAGUUGUCAACGACUCCUGUCACCCAGGUCACAGACUAUUCUCUCUGCUACCGCACAGCAAGCGGUACCGGAGCGCCAAGUCUAGGUCCAAAAGGCUCCUUAACAGCUUCUACCCCCAAGUCAUAAGACUGCUGAACAAUUAAUCAAAUGGCCACCCGGACUAUUCCCCACCCCCUUUGUUUUUACACUGCUGCUACUAGCUGUUUAUUAUCUAUGCAUAGUCACCUUACCCCUACCUACAGUGAGGGAAAAAAGUAUUUGAUCCCCUGCUGAUUUUGUACGUUUGCCCACUGACAAAGACAUGAUCAGUCUAUAAUUUUAAUGGUAGGUUUAGUUGAACAGUGAGAGACAGAAUAAUAACAAAAAAAUCCAGAAAAAUGCAUGUCAUAAAUGUUAUAAAUUGAUUUGCAUUUUAAUGAGGGAAAUAAGUAUUUGACCCCUCUGCAAAACAUGACUUAGUACUUGGUGGCAAAACCCUUGUUGGCAAUCACAGAGGUCAGACGUUUCUUGUAGUUGGCCACCAGGUUUGCACACAUCUCAGGAGGGAUUUUGUUCCACUCCUCUUUGCAGAUCUUCUCCAAGUCAUUAAGGUUUUGAGGCUGAUGUUUGGCAACUCGAACCUUCAGCUCCCUCCACAGAUUUUCUAUGGGAUUAAGGUCUGGACACUGGCUAGGCCACUCCAGGACCUUAAUGUGCUUAUUCUUGAGCCACUCCUUUCUUGCCUUGGCCGUGUGUUUUGCGUCAUUGUCAUGCUGGAAUACCCAUCCACGACCCAUUUUCAAUGCCCUGGCUGAGGGAAGGAGGUUCUCACCCAAGAUUUGACGGUACAUGGCCCCGUCCAUCGUCCCUUUGAUGCGGUGAAGUUGUCCUGUCCCCUUAGCAGAAAACCACCCCCAAAGCAUAAUGUUUCCACCUCCAUGUUUGACGGUGGGGAUGGUGUUCUUGGGGUCAUAGGCAGCAUUCCUCCUCCUCCAAACACGACGAGUUGAGUUAAUGCCAAAGAGCUUGAUUUUGGUCUCAUCUGACCACAACACUUUCACCCAGUUCUCCUCUGAAUCAUUCAGAUGUUCAUUGGCAAACUUCAGACGGCCCUGUAUAUGUGCUUUCUUGAGGAGGGGGACUUUGCGGGAGCUGCAGGAUUUCAGUCCUUCACGGCGCAGUGUGUUACCAAUUGUUUUCUUGGUGACUAUGGUCCCAGCUGCCUUGAGAUCAUUAACAAGAUCCUCCCGUGUAGUUCUGGGCUGAUUCCUCACCGUUCUCAUGAUCAUUGCAACUCCACGAGGUGAGAUCUUGCAUGGAGCUCCAGGCUGAGGGAGAUUGACAGUUCUUUUGUGUUUUUUCCAUUUGCGAAUAAUCACACCAACUGUUGUCACCUUCUCACCAAGCUGCUUGGUGAUGGUCUUGUAGCCCAUUCCAGCCUUGUGUAGGUCUACAAUCUUGUCCCUGAGAUCCUUGGAGAGUGCUUUGGUCUUGGCCAUGGUGGAGAGUUUGGAAUCUGAUUGAGUGAUUGCUUCUGUGGACAGGUGUCUUUUAUACAGGUAACGAGCUGAGAUUAGGAGCACUCCCUUUAUGAGUGUGCUCCUAUUCUCAGCUCGUUACCUGUAUAAAAGACACCUGGGAGCCAGAAAUCUUUCUGAAUGAGAGGGUAAAAACGUAUUUCCCUCAUUAAAAUGCUAAUCAAUUUAUAACAUUUUUGACAUGCGUUUUUCUGGAUUGUUAUUCUGUCUCUCACUGUUCAAAUAAACCUACCAUUAAAAUUAUAGACUGAUCAUUUCUUUGUCAGUGGGCAAACGUACAAAAUCAGCAGGGGAUCAAAUACUUUUUUCCCUCACUGUACAUGUACAAAUUACCUUGACUAUCCUGUACCCCUGCACAUUGACUCGGUGUCACGCCCUGGCUCUGGGGACACUGUUAUGUUGAGCCAGGGUGUGUAGAUCUAUGUGUUAUAUUUCUAUGUUGGGGGUUCUAGUUCGUCUGUUUCUAUGUUUGCCUGAGUGACUCCCAAUCAGAGGCAACGAGUGUCAGCUGUCGUUUGUUGUCUCUGAUUGGGAGCCAUAUUUAAACUGUAUGAUUUUCAUUCGUGGUUGUGGGAUUUUGUUUCAAGUCUGUUUAUGUUAGACCGUGAACUGUCACGUAUCGUUUGUUGUUUUGAUCGUGUCUCUAAUUAAAGAGUAUGUUUGCCUGCAACGCUGCGCCUUGGUCCUCAUCUAUUCCUGACGAUCGUGACAGAAAAUCCCACCACAACUGGACCAAGCAGCGAGUCGAGGAGCCAUCGCCAGGGAAAUCCAUAGCAGAUCUCCGUGGCAGCCUCGACUGGGUCAAGCCGAGUGAAGAGCAGAGAGAGUGGACUUGGGAACAAUGGAGGAAGAGCUUCGACUGGGUCAAGCCAAUUGAGGAGCUGAAUAGCGGGAGUUGGAGGCAGAAGAGCGAGAGUUGGGCGAGAACUAUAGAGGCCUGGCCCACGGGGAAGAGAGACCCCCAGAAAAUUUUUAGGGGGGGGCUCACGACGUCGGGGCAGCAGGAGGCCGCGAUAGAGCGGUCCAGCGGGUUGGCAGAGGAGGCCGCCAGGUUACGGGGGUCACUGGUCGAAGAGGGGAUGGAAGGUGUAGAGGCACGGCGAGAGGUACUGGGGUGUGUUACCAGUCCGGUCCGGCCCGUUCCAGAUCCCGGUGUAGGGCCAGUGGUGUGUGUCCCCAGUACGGUCCGGUCUGUUCCUGCUCCCCGCACCAAGUCAGUGGUGCGCUUCGUCAGCCCUGCUCGGCCCGUUCCUGCUCCCCGCACCAAGUCAGUGGUGCGCUUCGUCAGCCCGGCUCGGCCCGUUCCUGCUCCCCGCACCAAGUCAGUGGUGCGCUUCGUCAGCCCGGCUCGGCCCGUUCCUGCUCCCCACACCAAGUCAGUGGUGCGCUUCGUCAGCCCGGCUCGGCCCGUUCCUGCUCCCCGCACCAAGUCAGUGGUGCGCUUCGUCAGCCCGGCUCGGCCCGUUCCUGCUCCCCGCACCAAGUCAGUGGUGCUCUUCGUCAGCCCGGCUCGGCCCGUUCCUGCUCCCCGCACCAAGUCAGUGGUGCGCUUCGUCAGCCCGGCUCGGCCCGUUCCUGCUCCCCGCACCAAGUCAGUGGUGCGCUUCGUCAGCCCGGCUCGGCCUGUUCUCCACACCAAGCCAGUGGUGGGCGUCGUCAGUCCGGCAAGGCCCGUGCCUGUUCCACUGGUGCCUGGUUCGGCACUGGUCAGAUGUUUUACGCCGGAGCUAGAGCAAUCCGCUCCAUCAGUGUGCAGUCCAGCUCCGGCCAGCGGGGCCAGACCAGACCAGGGGUACUUUGGGGGGUUGGAGAGGGAGCGGGGAUCAGGCCCGGAGCCGGAUCCGCCGCCUAGGCGGAGUGCCCACCCGGUCCCUCCCCUGUGGUAUUUGGUUGACGCGGUCGGAGUCGGCGCCUUUAGGGGGGGGUACUGUCACGCCCUGGCUCUGGGGACACUGUUAUGUUGAGCCAGGGUGUGUAGAUCUAUGUGUUAUAUUUCUAUGUUGGGGGUUCUAGUUCGUCUGUUUCUAUGUUUGCCUGAGUGACUCCCAAUCAGAGGCAACGAGUGUCAGCUGUCGUUGGUUGUCUCUGAUUGGGAGCCAUAUUUAAACUGUAUGAUUUUCAUUCGUGGUUGUGGGAUUUUGUUUCAAGUCUGUUUAUGUUAGACCGUGAACUGUCACGUAUCAUUUGUUGUUUUGAUCGUGUCUCUAAUUAAAGAGUAUGUUUGCCUGCAACGCUGCGCCUUGGUCCUCAUCUAUUCCUGACGAUCGUGACACUCGGUACCGGUACCACCUGUAUAUAGCCUCGUUAUUGGUAUUUUAUUGUGUUACUUUUUACUUUAUUUUUUACUUUAGUUUACUUAGUAAACUAUUUCUUGAACUGCAUUAUUGAUUAAGGGUUUGUAAGUAAGCAUUUCACGGUAAGGUCUACACCUGUUGUAUUCGGCGCAUGUGACAAAUAACAUUUUAAUUGAUUUGAAAAUUACAGACACCUAUGAUAAUAUGAAGUUCCCAAAAAGGCCACUAGAUGUCUUGUGAUAGAUUACCUAAAAUCCUUGACAUAUACCAAAAAUCUGGUAAUUUAUUUGUAAACAUCUAAAGUUUCCAGCAACCCUAGUUUUGUGUUUCAAGUUUCAAGCCUUUCUCACCUCUUACACCUAUCUGGACCAAAACCAUGUUCCAGUACUACAUUCAAGCUGAGGAAAUUGGCUUUUAUUGAAUGUAUUUCUAUAUCAUAAUGUUUCUCCCUUGUAACAUUUUUAUUUCUUCUUCAUUUCAGUUGCACCAGCCAUCCACGAGAUGAAAAGCCAUGGAGUUGGCUUGGGACGCACAGCUCUGCUGAGGUGUGAGGCUGCAGCUGUACCCACACCAUCAUUUGAGUGGUACAAGGGAGAGAAAAGGUUAGAGAAACAAAUUGCUCUGGGUCAUUCGCCAUGGAAAUAAAAGUUUUUUGGGUUUAUAGAGUUGGAUGCACAUUUGUUGCCAACCAUUAGCACUAAACUAGUUCCAUUGGUUCGAUCCAUUAUGCAAUGAGGGUAGAGUGUGUUCUGAAGCAUCUUUGACUUCUUUACACCUGACAAAUGUCACCACAUAGUAAAUGUGUAAACAAUGUGUUAGUCUGGCACUAACUGUCACUAGUCUGGCCUUGGAAAGUAUAAGUAAUAACUAAUCCAAUAAGAAAAGUAAUUUUGACUACGUCCACACCUUGCUUUCUAAUUAAAUGUUUGCGUAGCUCAUCAACUAGCUAAAAACAUUCUCAGCACAUACAUCAAUCAGUGUAGAUUCAAGUGGCUGUUCUUGAAUUUAGAAACCAAAUUACUCCCAUUACCCGUCAUUUACCCACUCCUAGUGAGCACAAUUUCAAUCAUCAGUUCACACUGCGCUAAUUGUAAUUAUAGGGUGGAUUCAAUUUAUUUUAAUAGCUAAGGAGGCACAUUGCCAUGAUUCUAGUGUUUACUUAAUCCUAAACCUAGCUCUACGUUUGAGCCUUUUAACAUGAAAAGUCAUUUUUCUUGACACAUUCGUAGUUAUAGAGGUCUUAAAGACAUUAUGGAUGUGUGCGCUGCGUAAUGGUAGAGCAUGGAUGUUUCUAUAUGCUAAGCUGCACUCAGUGUUCCCAGAUGUUAAGUGCCACACAGUACAUUUAGCUGUGUGUGGAUGUCACUAUAGUACGAAUGCAGUCAUGCCACUGGUUUGUCUGCAUCAGAAAUAAUGAGACAGUUUUGACAGUAAAAUCUUUCUUUUGAGGCUUCACUGUUCAUGGUGUUGAAAGAGAAACGCUUUUGCUCUGACAGAGACAGUGAUGCUUGUUUUGUGGCGUUCUGGAGGAGAAGCAAGCAUGCUCCCAGACUCCCACCGAGAUGAUCAGUGAAUGUUCAACUAACAUUUGAGGAAAUCGCAGUGGGGGAGAGAACAACAGAUGCUCAGAGAUUUGCUGGACAUAAGGUCAUACGUAGCGUUUCAACUCCGAGAGCCACUGUGAGCCAGUCAAACUACGCAAGUGCAUAUACAGGAGGCCACUGUGCUGCCAGAAUAGGAGUCAUCCCUGUCUUCUCCCUGGACUUUUUCAAUAUUUUAGGUAAUUUGAACAAUGGCUAAAUUGUACAUCAUAUCUUAGGUAACUCAUCUGGCCAUCUCAGAUUGUUUAUACCACCAGAAAAACAAACUAAAGAAACUGAUUAGAAAGGAAUAAUGGCAAACGUGUCAUACAAUUAUACAUUGAAUGCCAAUAAUAAGUGACAUGCUGCUAGUUCACACUUACUCUUAGGGUCGUCUCUCUAUCUUGCUGUGGCAGUCCUUCAAAACAACACUCAAAGACAUAAGCCCAGCAAAAGGAAAAAUUGAUGUAUUGAAGAGGAUGAUGAAGUACUGUAGAGACCCUAUUUGAGGUUGAUACAUAUUUUCUCCCUUCUUGACUCACCUCUUCCUCCUCGAUAUUUUCAGAAAAGGAAAGCUUUAUUUGUCGUCCGUUCUAUUUCAGGAUUAACAAGGGUCAGGGGAUUGACAUCAAGAACCUUAGCUCCAGAUCAGUCCUCACAGUGACCAACAUGACAGAGGAUCGCUAUGGUAACUACACGUGUGUCGCCGCCAACAUCCUGGGAAGGGCCAACGCCAGUGUGCCUCUCAUUCGUAAGUAG